CAGCGGCCUCACGAGUGUAAAACUGCAUCUUCGUCUCCGUCAAAGUCAGAACUGGUAUUCUGAAGCUCGAUCUGAAAUGGGUCUUCUCAGCAUUAUUCGAAAAAUCAAAAGGAAGGAGAAAGAAAUACGUAUACUCAUGGUAGGGCUUGACAAUUCCGGAAAAACUACGAUUGUGUUGAGGAUUAAUGGGGAGGACACCAGCGUCGUCAGUCCCACUCUCGGCUUCAAUAUUAAGACCCUCACUUACCAGAAGUAUACACUUAACAUAUGGGAUGUGGGGGGUCAAAAAACUAUACGAUCUUAUUGGAGAAACUAUUUCGAACAAACUGAUGGUCUCGUUUGGGUAGUUGACAGUUCGGAUCUUAGACGAUUAGAUGACUGCAAAAUGGAGCUUGAUAAUCUUUUGAAGGAAGAGAGGCUAUCGGGAUCGUCCUUGCUGAUACUAGCAAAUAAGCAGGACAUAAAGGGUGCCCUUACUCCAGAAGAUAUUGCCAAGGUUUUGAACUUGCAGGCUAUGGAUAAAACUCGACACUGGAAUAUUGUUGGCUGCAGUGCGUACACGGGUGAGGGACUGCUUGAGGGAUUUGAUUGGUUGGUCCAAGACAUUGCCUCCCGGAUCUAUGUGCUUGACUAAUGCCUGUUUCAGUAAUUCUGCAUUCAGUGACUUUGAGUCAUUUUCUAGUUAACACUAGAGAAUCUUCCAAGUAUAUAUGCAGUUGACUGGAGUUUGCAGUUUGUGUUGAAGACGGGUGUGUAUGUCGUGUGUGUGUGUGUGUGUGUGUGUGUGUGUGUGUGUGUAUGUGUUUACAGAUAAUGAGUCAUUGUGUUUACUGGAUUCUUUUGGCAAUGCGACCUUCACAUCUUAAACUUCUUGCUGCCUUAGUUUUGGCCUCACCUGAUUGUGAAGUGGUUGUCUCUAUCUUAAUGUUCUCGGUAUGCUUCUGAUAUGUAAUCUGAAAAAUGCAAAAGUUUUGUAUGGUUUGCUAAUGAUUCCACAUUAAAACUGUGGGACCUAUCGACA
Messenger RNA from Argentina anserina (silverweed cinquefoil), 1021 nucleotides. RefSeq names its product ADP-ribosylation factor-like protein 2. The record is from RefSeq and is a predicted model, not a curated record. Gene Ontology annotation, molecular function: GTP binding; GTPase activity. Gene Ontology annotation, biological process: protein folding. Gene Ontology annotation, cellular component: cytoplasm; microtubule cytoskeleton. The transcript is spliced from 5 exons. NCBI's taxonomy places the organism in Eukaryota, Viridiplantae, Streptophyta, Magnoliopsida, Rosales, Rosaceae. The coding region runs from base 77 to 634 and encodes 185 amino acids.